CGUCCCGCGUCCGCGCACCGCGGCGUUGAAUCUUUAGCCGGCGAGAUCGAUACAUUCUUUUUUUUCUACAAUACAUAGCCCGACCACGCAAGUUUUAGUGAACAAUCGAUUAUAAAGAACCCAUCCGUGUUAUUCGAAUAUGACUUAGUGAUAUUGUCUGUGAAAGAUAUUAAAGUGAUAGUUUUUUUUUGCAUCGCAACUUUUGCAUUCAAGCCCUGUGUUAUUAAAGUUUGGUACGGGUGAAAUUGGUACCGGUAUUGGUCUUGUGGUAUCAGAUACCAAUUGGUUCAGUCAAGUUCAUUGUCGUGGUUAUCUUGAUUCAAAAACUGAUGACCGUGUAGGUGCGCGCAUUAUGCGCGGUGUCACGUGAUCAAUGGCGACCGCGCGCCCGCGUUCCCCCCAAGAUGGCGUCCGAAGACGACGCGACUUCUCCAGGUCCCCUGUCGCCGUACGUGACGCUGGGCGCGGUGCGUUACACCGUUCGCCGCGCCCCGCCACCGCGAGCCUGCCCUUGCCGCUGCUGUUCCGAGGAGGCGGUGGCGGCGUGCCUCGGACGCGCCAAGCCGGACCGCCGCACGCUGGAGCGCUUCCAGCGCCGCCUGGGCCGCGGCGCGCGCGACGAGCGGCCCUCGCGCCACCAGCGCUUGCGGGACCUCACGGAGCGCCUUUUGCCGCGUUCACACACUGCUCCCACCCCACCGCCACCGCCACCACCGCCACCUCCGCCGCCUCAUUCAGCGCCCGUGUUGCCACCGGUACCACCGCCACGGUCUCGCCACCGCCACAGCCCAUCUCGUGGCGUAUCCGUUGAUCGUUAUGAUGACUUUGAUACCGACAAAAUUACCUUAGUACGCGUAGAGCCACGUUCAAUCGUUGGAUCUUAUGCGCAAAAGACUAUACCAUACCGUAGUGCGUCUUUUUCGCAAGGUGACUUCGCGCAGGAUAAGUAUUACCGGGGAAAGCAACCAUCCAUUUUCGAUUUUGGAAAACGUACCAAACGAAAAGAAGAAAACGAAUCUGUUUCCGGUCGUGAUGAGACAACAAGUGUCGCUGAGGAAAAUGUGACGGAGGGUGGGUCGGUCGCAUCUGUAGAUUCUGCAGUCGGUUCGGAUGAAGGAUUGAUUGUGCAUGCAUCGCCAGCUCCACGUUCUGCACCGCCAGAUGCACUUCAUAAGCAACUUGGUGCUCGAUCUUUAACGCAUCCUCUCCCGCGUCGCGUACCUCCAGUGCGGGAGGAGGGACCGGCCGAAGCCGGUGGUAGCCUACCGGCGUUAAUGGCUCCACGUGUUUUACAUGAACUACGUGAAGAAAGUGACGGUUCCCAAGCUGAUAGUGCGCAGGCGCAUAGUGAAGGCACGUCACCCCUUGAACCCACCCAACCUUUUGCGUUCCCACCUCUUCCUGCUCCUCCAGGUAACAUUUGUGCGAACGUCGACUGUGAAUGUGUUAAUAUUCCUCAUCGUAAAGAAUCUGCUAGUGAAAUUGACAAUUCGGUACCGAUACCUGUACCUGUAUAUGAGUGUAUAGUGAAACAGUGGUCAAAGGAAUUGCCAUCAGACGAAGCUCAGCGCUCAGAUGGUGCAUCGGAUGGUUCUUUGGAUCGAGACAAAGAAGAUGAAACAAUAACCAGUGAACAGGUUGCAAAUUUAUUAGCAGCUGUACAAAAUCCAUGCACAGCGGCUCCUAUCGGUGCAAGAGAGAGACGUAGGCCUCUAGAUAAAACUAAAAGAAGAAAAGGUAUCUAUAUUACAACUGCAAGUGAUGACGGUGGUGAAGAAGAUCCUCCGUCUUCUGUAAACGGGUGUAAACGUGAAAGUAGUGACGUUUCUCUUUCAGACAUGCGUUUAUCAGCAGAGGCAAGAACAUCUUCUUUACUCGGAGAAAAAUCCGAUGAUUCAUGUACAAAUGGACCCCCGAGUCCAUGUGAAGGAUCAACGCCAAUGUGGCCCAAAUCAGAAGAAUUAAGGGCUAGGCGUGCUCGGUUUUCUCAACAAAGCUCCGAUGAAAGAGAUGAGGAUACUUUUCGAGUAAGACGAAAAUAUGGGGUUACAUCUCGUGGAGACUCCCCGUCGGAAGCAGAAAGCGAUUCUUGUUCUCGGGAUAGAACGGCUUCGCCUUCUCCUUUUAGUCCUUCGGAUACUUCCGAUGUAGAAGUAAAACGACAUCAAUUCACAAGAGGCCCUUUUGGAAAGAAUUUAGAGGCUCCUUCAAGUCGAUCUGUUGAAGUAGGUCGCAGAAGUUUCUCAGAUGCAACUGUACCAUGUCGAAAAAUUAGCGCUGGUGCAGUACCUACCGGUACGAGAACAAAAGGGCCUACACAUGUCAGGGCUACAUCUUCGCCUUCGAAACUUGCGGGCGUUAAACCAGGCACGGAUUUGUUGGCCGAACUUCUCCGUGGCAGUUCUGAGGCGCUGUCUAAUUCUUCGACUUUCGACAACGUGAUCUUGACUCUGCAUCAGCAUAACGACACACGGACUCACGUGGUGGUCGAACUGUACGAGACUGAAAAGUCUUACGUAGAAGCGUUGGAGAUUUUAGUCAAGAAAUACCUACAACCACUUAAGAGUCCAGAGAAUGCUGGUCUCCUCGAUGCGUUUGUGGUGGACGAAAUAUUUUACCAAGUACCGGCGAUACUGAACGUUCACCAAGUUUUCCUCGAGCAGUUGAGGCGGAGGCUGGAACAAUGGGAUCUGCAGCAGAAAGUUGGCGACGUUUUCUUAGAUGUGUUUACCAAACCCACCGUAAUGGACACUUACAUGUCCUUCAUCAACAAUUUAAAGAAAGCGAAAGAAACUAUAAAGAAUGCAGCAGCUUCGAGGCCAGCGUUUGCGAAAUUCCUGGACGCUAUGGCAAGGGACCAUAAAGGCAAACUAUCGCUGGACAAUCUUCUUAUAAAACCAGUUCAGAAGUUCCCGAGUUACAAGCUCUUAAUACAAAGGCUGAUAAAACAUACAGAUCAAUCACAUCCCGACCACAAAUUGCUCCUCGAAGCUCAAAAAGAGAUCCACGAUCUCUUAGAGCUGAUAAACUGCACAGAGAGAGAAAGCUUAGAGUUGGAACAACAGCAGCAAACUCUCAGAGAACUCGAGCAAAUGAUUGAAGGUCUAUCAAACUUGGUGACAGCUGAUAGGACGUUUAUAAGACAUGAAAUGGUCACGAUGCCGUCAGCGCAAGGAACAAUUAAAGACAGAGCGCUGUUCCUAUUCAACGAUACGCUACUGAUAACCAGCGUUAAAAGAAGGACUGGCACUAUAAAGAAACCCAUUCCAACAUAUCAAAGUAGUAUUGCUAGUCAGAUGGAAGGGAACAAGUAUAAACUUCUAAUGAGGAUAUCGUUGGCUGAUGUUGAAAUCGUUAAAGCAAAAGACGAAAACAUAAGACGAAUAAUGCAUGAAGUAGAAACACUUACAGAAGAUGUGAAUACAUUAACACAAAUAUCGGAGCAUGUGGCAGCGCUGCACACGCAGCACUCCCAGCUAGAGGAGCUCGUGAGGGAAAUGCUGCAUACCGUCAACCGGCAGCUGUCUGAGAGGCAGAACAGCGACACGCAGCUCUGUUACAUGGAGAUGAGUGUCAGUACAUCGAGCGGACCAGAAAACCUCACUAUCAUUUUUUCCAAAACUGAGAAGAGGAGUAAUUGGGAGGAAUUAAUAAAUGAUACCAAACAGAAGCUAUGUGUAUAUGGUCAAGAAAGACCAGCCCCUGAAUUCCUAUCCCCAGUUCCAAUACGUAAAACUCGAGCUGGUCUGCAAUUCACGUGUGCGGCUCCCACUCUCCCACCGAAAGGACAGUCACCUGACGUAUGGGUGUGCAACAGCGACGGCUACGUGGGGCAGGUGUGCGUGCUGACGCUGUCGCCGCGGCCGCAGGUGACGUCGUGCAACGGCGUGUGCAACGCGCGCAUCCUGUGCGUCGCCUGCGUGCCGCCCGCGCCGCAGCGCUCGCUCGACAUACCAAGUACAAGUUCCUUAAAUAGUUCAGGAUCCACUAAGCCCGGCAUUAGCAUUUCGGAUCCAGAUGAGAGCUGCAAGAAUAUACGACUAGACAGUUCAUCAUCAAGUGAUGAUGAAGACGACGGUUCAUCGACCAGCGAAAACCAGGACGCUCAGUCCGAGAGGAGCCAGGAAUCAGCUAGCCUCCGUCUCCACAACUUGACCCUCGGGAACCAUCGGACUCUCACUCCUAACCAUAGCAAGAGCCUCAGCACUCCUCACACCGGACAGAACAUACCAGUACACCCCGUGAUGAAGUCCAGCUCCAAUCCAGCGGUUGAUAAACAAGCAAUGGGGAUAACCUCUGGUACUCUGUCAUCACCAGCCAGUAGACAGUCAUCCGAAGACAGCACCACAACAGCCAACCAGCCGACGAUGUGGCUCGGUACUGAGGACGGCUGUAUACACGUCUAUAAUUGCUUAGACAAUAUACGAAUCAAGAAGAACAAAGUGAAACUACAACACAAUUCUGGAGUGCAUUCCAUUGUUUUCGUGGAGGGAAAAGUAUUUGUGGCGCUUGGAAACGGUGAUCUGGUUGUCUAUUGCAGAGAUAUCGAUGGGUCGUGGUCGGAGCGCUGCACCAUCCCGGUGGGCAGCGGCAACACCCCCGUGAGCAGCAUGCUGCUGUCGGAGAGCCGGCUGUGGUGCGCCACGCACUCUUCCAUCAAGAUUAUAAACCCGCAUACCUUGCAGGUGGACGAAACAUUCCAAAUAAGUUCAGAAACGAAGCCGAUAAGCCACAUGGCGGUGGCCGGGGGCUCGAUCUGGCUCUCUCUGCACAACGCGGCCCAGCUGCGCUGCUACAACGCGAGCAGCCGGGAGCAGCUCGCAGAGAUCAACAUCACGCCGCACGUCACCAAGAUGCUGCACGGCUGCGACGACAUCAUCCGGCAGCACAAGGCGGCGUGCCUGCGCGUGACGGCGCUGCUGGCGCACCGCGACACGCUGUGGGUGGGCACGAGCGCCGGCGUGCUGCUCACGGCGCCGCUGCACAACGCGCCCAACCGGCGCACCGGCGCCUUCGCCGUGCCGCCGCUGGCCGGUAUUACAUAUGGCCACACUGGUCAUGUACGAUUUCUGACAAUAGUCGAAAAUCCAGCGGCACAGAAACCUGCGACGAAGCCGACCCAGAGCUUGAAGUCGAAAGCUUUGAGUCGGCGCUCCACAAACGCCGAGAAACUGCAAAAGCAGACGGAAACCACGCAGAAUAAUAAGGAGACUUUAAUCAUCUCUGGCGGAGAUGGUUAUGAAGACUUCAGAAGUUCAUCCAUGACAGAGGACGCAGGGAGGGAAGAUUCGACAAAUCAUCUACUUCUUUGGCGAGUAUGAACAAAUAUUUCGGCCUACAGGGUUACAGAAAAAUCCCGAAACGCAAAGUUUCGAAAAAGGACAAACGAAUGUUCCAGAAUAUACAUGUGACAAUUUCGUACACUGCUUAAUAAACUAUUCGAUAGCAAUUAAUCGUUGGAGAGCCUAAUUUUAUCACAAGUUUUUGUUAAUUAAUAAAUGUUCCAGCUUUUUAAAACAAAUGUUAAUAUGAAUUAAAUUUUUAAAUUUAAGGUAUUUCGAUUGUUUUGCGCCUUUAUGGCAUAUAGAAUUCUGUGUUGAGAUUAUUAAUGAUUAAGUAAGACAUGAAAUGUCAAAUUUUAUCAGAGAUGAAAAAUUAUGUGUCAAUAUAAAAUUUAUAACAUCUUGCAGUAUUAUUUAGAGUUUCAUAAUUAAGAUAAUCGAUCACUAACGUACUUUUAAGUACGUAAUCGACGAUAUAUCACAAGAAUAUAUUUUAGAAAAAUUUACGUGUACCUAUUUAAUCAUAUCAAUAGAAUGUGUUGAAUGUCCGUAACUGUUUCGCUAUUUAAAUAAUUGUCGAUCUUAAAUAGAUAAAUGAUCAAUGUGUACCUAAUGAAUUAAAUAAAUAUAUGUUCAUAAAAAUAAUUCACUUAUAACGUGUUACCGAGGAGAACUUAUAAUAAAACAUGCUUGUGUAAAAUCACAAUAUUCAAUAUAAUUGUUAUUAGUAGGUAUCUUAAUAGUUCUAAUGAAGUAAAUGUACCUUUAUCUUAAAGUGGAUAAUGCGAAGCUUAUACAGAAAUUAAAAUUAUUGCUCAAAUGAAAUUAUUUUAUGUUACCUACCCAUUGUCGAAAUGAGAGCAAGAUUUGUAACUAUUUUAUUAUGUGGCUGAUGUAGGUAAAAACGUUACUGCAGAUAAAUAAAUGCAAAUCGCACUUA
Molecule: messenger RNA, 6222 nt
Organism: Nymphalis io (European peacock)
Lineage: Eukaryota; Metazoa; Arthropoda; Insecta; Lepidoptera; Nymphalidae
Product: rho guanine nucleotide exchange factor 17
Exons: 20
Coding region: 405-5321 (1638 amino acids)
Biological process (GO): actin cytoskeleton organization
Molecular function (GO): protein binding; guanyl-nucleotide exchange factor activity
Source: RefSeq, a predicted model, not a curated record